AACUGGAGCCGGAGGAGGACAGAUGAACGGAGCGGAUUAGACCGACCUCCGGCCCCGGUCAACCACACACCGGCAGCUCCGACGGAAGACAGCCGGCCACGGUGCACCGCAGCCCGGCCACAGACAGCGGCGACACCCGGCCUACGGUGAGCUGCACCGGGGUUCUGCACACGGACUGGGACCGGUAAACGACACCGGUUUACGAAGCUCCCGGGAUCAUCUGUUACCGGAGACGGUGUGGGUUUGACCUCUGGGGGGUCAGGGUCCCGGUCCUGCCGAGGCCCUCAGCCGCCCCGUCAUAAUCCUGUAAAGAGCAUUAGCGGUCUAAGUUUGGCGGUCUAAGUCGGCCAUGCAGGUCUGCGACUCCCACAACCAGAAGAACUCGCUCUUCAACGCCAUGAGCCGCUUCAUCGGCGCCGUGGACAACAUGGACCAGACGGUGAUGGUGCCCAGUCUGCUGAGGGACGUCCCACUGAUGGACGCCGACGAGCCCGAGCGGACCCAGGCGGACCGGCCGGCCUACGGGGACCGGGACCAGGACCAGGGCCAGGACAUGUACAGCUCCUACGUCCUGCUCAAGUCCAUCCGCAACGACAUCGAGUGGGGCGUCCUGCAGGCGGAGGAGCGCCGCAAGGAGAAGGCGGUGGCCAACGGCGUCGACGUGACGGAGGGCGUCGACGUGACGGAGGCGGACGACGACGACCUGGAGAAGCAGUUCCACUUCCACCUGAACGGACUGCACGCCGUUCUGUCCGAACUGACCCGCAGAGCCAACACGCUGACCGACCGCUACAAGGCGGAGAUCGGCUGCAGCAGAUGACGGACAGCGGACAGAGGGGUGUACCUGACCACGCCCACCCGCACACCUGACCACACCCACCUUCACAGCUGACCACACACACCCACAUACCUGACCACGCCCAACUUCACACCUGACCACACCCACCCACACACCUGACCACGCCCAACUUCACACCUGACCACGCCCACCUGCACACAUGACCACACCCACCUGCACACCUGGCCACACCCACCUGCACACCUGACCACGCCUA
This is a messenger RNA of Sphaeramia orbicularis (orbiculate cardinalfish), 1055 nucleotides long. RefSeq names its product mid1-interacting protein 1-B-like. The record is from RefSeq and is a predicted model, not a curated record. Gene Ontology annotation, cellular component: cytosol. Gene Ontology annotation, biological process: regulation of lipid biosynthetic process. Lineage: Eukaryota; Metazoa; Chordata; Actinopteri; Kurtiformes; Apogonidae.